Messenger RNA from Arabidopsis lyrata subsp. lyrata, 1691 nucleotides. Its product is annotated as histone acetyltransferase KAT6A. The transcript is spliced from 3 exons. The record is from RefSeq and is a predicted model, not a curated record. Lineage: Eukaryota; Viridiplantae; Streptophyta; Magnoliopsida; Brassicales; Brassicaceae. The coding region runs from base 92 to 1552 and encodes 486 amino acids.
CUGGUCCAUUUUGUGCAUUAAAAAAAAAAAAAAAAAAAAAAUCGAGAGGUUUUAGAAAGAAUCGAGAGUCGGAGAAGAUUUCGGUGGAUCGAUGAAUAAUUGUCAGUAUAUGGAUAAGCAGCAGAUAAUGGAUCUAUCCUCUUCGUCAUCUCCACCUUCCACUGAUUUCAUCGAUCUGAUGAACAAUCAGGACGAUGAUCACCAGAAGAAGCAGGUGAUCGGCGAUGAUGGAUUGGACUCUAAGAAAGCAGAGAUCCUUCCUAGCUAUGAUUUCCAUCCCAUUCGUCCCACCACCGCCGCCACUCGAUUGUCUCACUCGGCUUUAGAUCUCGCCGGAUCUACGACUACUUCUACGGCCGCUAGGGUUCAUUGGUCCGCCUCUGAGUUUAAACCCGUUUCCACUUCGGGUUUUGGAUCUAUUGAACCUUCAAAGUUGGUUCCUGACAAGGGUCAGAAUGUGUCCAUUAUGUCUGAGAUUAUUGAUAGGACCAUGAAGAAACAUACCGAUACCUUGCUUCAUGUAAUGGAAGGUGUUAGUGCGCGUCUAUCACAGCUGGAGAGCAGAACCCUCAAUCUCGAGAACCUGGUCGAUGAUCUCAAAGUUUCUGUUGACAACAGUCACGGCACCACUGAUGGGAAAAUCAGACAGCUUAAAAAUAUCCUUGUAGAGGUGCAGAGUGGUGUGCAACUUUUGAAGGAUAAACAAGAAAUUCUCGAAACAACGCAUCAGCUAUCCAAAGUUGACCAGCCCACCAAAACACACUCUUUACAUGUUGAUCCCACUUCUCAAUCGCCUGCACCAGUCCCUCUGCAUUUACAAAUGCCUCAGUUUCCUAUUACUUCUUUCCCACACCCACCAUCUUCCCCUGCUGCUCCUUCCCAGCCGCCUUCCUCGCAACUACCCACCCAUUUUUCUCCUCAACAAGAGCCGUAUUUCCCUCCACCUCCUCCAAAACAGCCUCCUCAAACCCAAACGCAGCAUCAACCACCUUACCAGCCACCACCAUCAUCAGGCUACAACCCCGGGGAACAACAACCAUACCCAAUGCAGUCUUACCCGCCAAUCCCUCCUCAUCAGCAGCCACCUGCUGGUUCUUCCCCUUCUCAGCACUUCUACAACCCUCCUCAACCACAACCAUCAAUGUACGAUGGAGCGGGUGGUAGAUCUAAUUCAGGUUUUCCGUCCGGCUACUCGUCUGAACCUUACCCGUACAGUGGUUCACCAAUGUCAUCAGCGAAACCACCACAUAUAAGUAGCAGUGGAACUGGUUAUUCACAGCUCUCAAAUUCACGUCCAUUGCCACACGCUUUGCCAAUAAUGGUUUCAGCCGUCAGCAGCGGUGGUGGCUCUAGUUCCCCGAGAUUAGAAAGCAGAGCCCCAAUCGAUGAUGUGAUCGAUAGGGUGACAACCAUGGGAUUCCCAAGGGACCAAGUCAGAGCAACAGUGAGAAAACUGACUGAAAACGGCCAAGCUGUUGACCUCAACGUGGUUCUGGAUAAGUUGAUGAACGAAGGAGGAGCUCCACCAGGAGGUUGGUUUGAUGGUCGGUAGCCAUCGGCUUAGCUAACCAUGUACAGUACUUAAUAUCAGUUAUCGAUUUUAGGAUCACCUUUGUGACCAAAUAUCGAUUUCUUAGAGCUUGUAAGCCGUAACCCAUUGUGACUUUAUAUGAUUUCAGUUUGAUGCGUAA